CUUUGGUUUAGGUGGUUAGAUUAGAAAAUGUUGAUGUUCAAUAAUAAAAGCCGAGGGGCCCAUUUUUAGAUGCCCAUAAUGGCGUAGCAUUAGAAGAGGUGAGCUGACUCAUAUAGCAGGACCAAUAGUUAUAUUUAAAAAGUAAAUGUAGUGAUGACACCCGUGCCAUUUCCACUAUUAGUAUUUUCAGGUCUAUUUUUUAAAAACUUGUUAUUUUAACUUUUAAACUUUUAGUGGUUAGUUGUAUUAUUAGACUUACUCGAUUUGGACAUAGGACCUAGGCCUAUAGCCUAUAGCCUAUACAUUUUAAAAGUAAUUUUAAUUUUAGGCUAUACUAUAUUUAUAUUACUAACUAUUACGGUACUGUAUUAUAUUAUAAAUUAUAGAAAUGGGCUAAAACAGUCAGUUCAGUUCGCAAUUUAUAGCAAUACAAUGACUCUGUGUCAAUAUAAUAUGCUGAAAAUUCACAUUAAAAGUCAAAAGGCACAAAAUUCUUUAUUGAACUAGGAAUUAGGAACAAAAAGUUUCAAAUUUAACAAAGUAUUACUAAGCAUGUCAUGAUGUUGUUGCAGGAUAUUGAAGUUUGAAAUUUCACACCUAGGCCUACCACAGACCAAUUAAUUAAUUUUUUAAUGCAGCUUAUUUAUUCUGUGAAAGCAAGUCUUAUCCAUCUCUAUUUGCCAAACUGUCAUGAGUCAUAUUAACCUUUAAAUAUGCAAUUGGAUCAUGUGGGAUCAUGGUUUUGCUUUCUGGUGUAGGACAAUGAAAUAUUUUCAACUACAACAUUUUAAAUAAUAAAUCUUUUUUUAGACAUUUCUUCUAAUCUUCCAAGAGUCAAGAGAGCUGAAAUUUUGUUGCCAGCCUUAAUAUUGGAUGGUUAUUCUUUACUUAGAUUCUUUCCUUGAUUAUUGAUUUAAUUGGGCCAUGUGUUUCAGAGUUUCAUUUUUGAAUAUCCAUGUCACUCUCAUUCAUUCUACUUGUUCUUAUGCUUUAUGUAAUUAAUAAGUUACAUAUGGUACAUGGAAUCUUGCUUAUCCCAAAUGCAAAUAAAUGUUUAUGUGGGUGCGGGGGUGUAGAUAAAUUUGCUUUGCACUGGGGUAUAACAAAAUAUGAUGCUAUUUAUACUAUACAUUGGUGCAAUAGAAAGUAAAACUAAAAAAAUCAUGUUUUAAUUAGAUAAAUGUAGUUCUCUUACUAAUCAGAGUGACUUGUUUCAAUUAUCAAACACACUUUUAAAAUGCAACCAACUUAUUUUGAAAUAAAUAAGAAAUCUUUUGACAAAAUAAAAAAAUAAAAUAUAAUUUUCCAUGUACAGAAGUCAAAAAGAGAUCCGAGAGCAAGUCAAUGAAAAUCCAGCUCAUAUCAAGCAUCUGGUCCUGCAACAUACUGCACAAAGUUUUCUGCUAUACUAAUGACCAAUAACACACACAUGGUCUUAAAGCAACUGAAAUGAGAAUGUUGUGGACAGUAAACAUUAUCUUCAUUAUUGCAUUUGCUUAUUUUGUCAAACACAUUUUUUUUGACAAUUUAUUAGCAUCACCAUUCCUAGUCUCUGAACCAAAUGCAACUUAUGACUACAUUGUAGGUGAGUAUUUACUUUGGGUCAUAUUUUAAAAGGAGUCUUUCUUCUUGUUGAAUCAAUCCCUUUAAGCCAAUGGUGUAGCUAGGAUUUUUGCUGCACAAUCCCUUUAAGCCAAUGGUGUAGCUAGGAUUUUUGCUGCACAAUCCCUUUAAGCCAAUGGUGUAGCUAGGAUUUUUGCUGCACAAUCCCUUUAAGCCAAUGGUGUAGCUAGGGUUUUAGCUGCACAUGUCCAGCCCAGGUUUUUUAGCCCACUUCCCUUAUAAAAAACUUCGCAAUUGGCCUUAAUUACAGCUUUUCCCUAUAAAGAAAAAAGCACUGUCCUGGGCUGACCAUCACCCUAAAAAAUCUUUUGCCCAUGCCACUGCGCUGUUACAGUGGCUGAAAACAUUGUAGAACUUGAAAAAGAAACCAUUUAAAAUAGCUGAUCAUGAGAUAUUUUGUUUUACAAACAAUUAAAGGAUAAAUAAAAAUAAUAAAAAGCUUUGAGCCUUUCAAAAAUUCCAUUUCAACAACUUUUAACUAAGUAGGAUAACAAAUUCUUAUCAGUGUCGGUAAAAUUUUGUGACUCAAAUAUUUUUUGAUAAGGGGUGGUUGGGAGUAUUGGUUAAUUAAUAGCAUUUUUUGCCCACAGGGUCAAAGUUUGUUUUCCUUUCGUUUCCCAAAAGGUGAAGCUUUCCUAUGAAAGUGUUUGAAUUUUUUUUUCUUCAGAAAGUCAUGUUCUAUUCUGUUGCUGAUCUGCUUGCCUGUAUUUCAGUUGGGGCUGGGUCUGCAGGAUGUGUGCUGGCCAGCAGGCUGUCUGAGGAUCCUAGUGUUACAGUUCUAUUGCUGGAAGCUGGAGAGAGUGACUGGGGAAAUGAAAGUAUUGAAAUACCUGGGCUUGCGAGCCUGAAUCUCAGAUCUAGUAUUGAUUGGCAGUACUUUACAGAACCCCAAGAUAAUGUAAUGCAUGGUUUCAAGGAUGGAGUAAGUCAUUCAGUUGUAAUAGUUUCCUGUAAGAUAAACACGUUGAGAGAAGAAAAUUCCUAUCCUAGCAGAACAAUAGAUUUAAUAGAGGAGGAUUUUUUCAUGAAGGAUAAACAACAUAAUAUAAUUGAGGUUGAAUAAUUUAAGUAAAUUUGUGUUAAACAAGGUAUCCAAUUUUAAUAUUUUAUUUCUUUUAAAGCGCUCGUACUGGCCUCGGGGAAAGGUCUUGGGGGGCUCCAGCAGCAUUAAUGCAAUGAUGUUUGUGAGGGGAUCUCGGCACGACUACGACAGAUGGGCAAAAUACACUGGAGCGCCAGGAUGGAACUAUCAACACGUCUUACCUUAUUUUAAGAAAUCAGAAACUGUCAUGGUUUCUGGGCUUACAGAAUCAGGUUUGCCUAUAUGUGGUUAUUUGAUCUUCCAGUUACAAUCCUUACUUUCUCAGCUGAUGUGGAUGUUUAUUUUAUUGCUGUAAUAUUCAAAGGCAAUUUAAAUUUUUGCUCUACAUAACUAUUCCCCAGAUCAUUUAUACCCCUUUGAAGGAAAUAACUUCCCUUUCUGUUUCAAAAUAAGUUGUUCUGAGUAUCAAAAUUUUGUUACAGGCAAAGAAUUUCAUGGCCAGAUGGGUUGGUCAAAGAUUUUGAAGUCCUGUAGUAAAAAUUGUUUUUCAAAAACUGAAGUUGUUUACAAAUUGGAUACAUCUCACAUUGUACUUAUAAAUAAUAUUGAUCAUAUUAAAACAAUCUACAUCACAGUCUAAGUCAUUGUUUUGUUUAACCUAACAGAUGAUCCCGUUUAUCUCAAAUCCCUUAUCUCAACUCUUUUAACCCUUUUAAUAUACCCAGGGGUUGUGAGCCUGUUUAAUGUUUCAUCCAGUGUGUUAAAUUGACACCGGCUUAAUAAUAGUACGAACUUCUUGUUGCAAGUAUUUGGAAAAUCUUUGGUGUGCUGAAAUGGUUAAUAUUCAUAAAACUAUUAUGAAUCAUUCAUCGGACUAAUGCAGUGAUCUUUCCACAGACUAUAGAGGAGAUGAUGGACCAAUGAUCAUUCAUGAAAGCAAACCCCAUCCUAUUGUUGGUAAAAUCAUUGAAGCAGCCAAAAGUCUUGGCUACCCGUAUAACCGAGAUUACAAUGGAAAAACACAGGAAGGUGAGGGGCUUCUUUUCUCUUGUUGACAGUCUUAAUGUUAAAUCACUGUUGCCAAAAGAAAUUGUGUUUAGAAUUAUAUGGGCAGCUGUAUACCAUAGAAUCAUAUUUUAUUACAUAAGCAUACACAUAGACUCUGUCACAACCUUUUCUCUGGUUCCUGCCCUUCCUAUCUUACUGAACUUCUUUCUGUCUAUUCGCCCCAUUAAGCUUCGUUCCUCUUAUGAAACGUGUAUUCUUUCUGUUCCUAGAACACGCACUAAAACGUGGUGAAGGAUCUAUCUCUUUCUGUGCCCCUAAACAAUAUAAUUUUCUCCCAUUACAUAUCCAAAAUAUACCGAACAUCCCAGCCUUCAAAACUACCCUCAGGACACAUCUCUUCAAACUCUGCUCUACUGCCUCAUUCUCAGGCCCCCUCUAACUGAUAAACAAUGCUUGUUGCAGCUGGGUACUGUUCAUUGCUAGACAGGGGCAGAUAGUAAUUGGGGUGGGUGAGGUUAAUUGGGUGGGUGAGGCCAAGGUGAGGUUAAUUGGGUGGGUGAGGCCAAGGUGAGGUUAAUUGGGUGGGUGAGGCCAAGGUGAGGUUAAUUGGGUGGGUGAGGCCAAGGUGAGGUUAAUUGGGUGGGUGAGGCCAAGGUGAGGUUAAUUGGGUGGGUGAGGCCAAGGUGAGGUUAAUUGGGUGGGUGAGGCCAAGGUGAGGUUAAUUGGGUGGGUGAGGCCAAGGUGAGGUUAAUUGGGUGGGUGAGGCCAAGGUGAGGUUAAUUGGGUGGGUGAGGCCAAGGUGAGGUUAAUUGGGUGGGUGAGGCCAAGGUGAGGUUAAUUGGGUGGGUGAGGUCAAGCUUUUUACCAAUUGUUUUUAAAUGUAUAAUUUUCUGUAAUUACUCAUUUUUAUGUGAAGCACAGUGAGCCUUGCCUUAGGCAGGGGUAAUGUGCUAUUUAAGACUACCUUAAAAUGAUAAUAAUAAUAAUAAUAAUAUAAAUGCAAGAAAAAAUAUUAUUUUAAAUAUUGCUCUGCAAAGUUAAGAAAAAAUAAAUGCUGCUUUGAUCUCACCAAGGUAAAAUGUCCCUCAAUCUUUUCUUAUUUUCCUACUGACAUGCCCCAACUACAAUCCUCCAAUUCCUUAAAUAACUACAGAGUUAGCAAGUUUUAGAAAAAAUUAUUUUUCAUUUGAACCAAUCUUUAUUCACCAGUCAACAUAAGAAAUAUAAUGUUAAUACUAUGAUUUUUCUUCUCUGUCCAAAUGAUUCAUUUUAUUCUAUAUGUAUUAACAAAAUCACAGGAAGGUAUUAUUUAAAACAGAUUACACCAAUUAAUAAAUAGAUUCCAUUAGUUUAACAAAAAGAGAAAUGUUACUAAAAGUAAAUUAGUAAAAAUAAUUAAACAACCCCUUAAAACAUAGUUUUUCAUAUAAAUUCUUUGUAAAAUAUAAUAUGGAGCAAUGGGAGGGGGGUUGAAAAUGUGAAAAAAUAUGCAUACCAGUAACACACUGUAUAAGAAUCCCAGCUAGUGCUCCCCCACUCCGAGGCUCUCAACUGCAUAUUUUUAUUCAUGCCCCUGAACUAUAUUAAAUUCAAAUGACCCACCGGCUUUUACACCACAGAUUUAUUUCACAAACUAUUUCAGAAAAACAAAAGAAAAUAUUAUGCACAUAAUUUUUUAAAAAAAUAAAAAUAUUAUCAGGAAUUUCCUUCGUGUUACUCUUGAAAAACAGGAAAAACUGAUUUUUGGGGUUUUGGGUUGGGGGAUGGGGCGGAAAACUUGAUAAAUGUGAUGUCAUUGGCAACAAGUGUAUGUGCCAAGUUUUAGCUCAAUAGGUUUACAGGAAGUGGGUCAAUCAGCCGUCUGAAGAUUUUCCCACCCAGUCAGCCAGCCACCCAGAAACAAAGGCGAAGCUAAUAUAAAAUUCAUUGUUUAUUGCUAUUUUAGUUAGAUUUCUAAAUGAACUUUUUCACAAAUAUGUCUCUUGUGGUUUGCAAUUAAUUUAGCCUAUAUUACAUAUUUUUUUCCAUAAGCAUCAAGGUUCACUUUGUUGAACAAAAUAUUUCCUGACCUUAUCGAGGAUAAAAUUCUCUAAUCAGUAUUUUAUCUACCGGUAUGUAAAAAAAAAUCUAAAUGUCUUUAGGUAUAGCACACACUCAAGUCAACUCCAACCACGCUCAACGAUGGAGCACUUCCCGUGGCUAUUUAUACCCAGCAUUCCACCGGCCAAAUGUCCAUGUUUCAAUACAAUCACAUGUGUCGCAGGUAGGACAAGCUGCAUGAGGCUUUUUUUAAUACACACUUUUUCUUAGGUUGCUCUGUCCGUUAAUUUUUUAGUUUGAGUCUGGUCAAAUCUUACAUCUUAAUUUUGACCCACUUCCUGAUCUUUCAUUGCGCUGAAACUUAAAACACUCACCCACCCCCAUUUCAAUACAACCCUUCUGUAGUGACCUCCACUGACCCUUGAAUGACCUUUGUGGGUCAAAUCUCACCUCUCAAUUUUGACCCACAUCCUGAUCUCCAUUUUAGAUUAAAUUUUCUACACUUAUCGACCCCCCCCCCCCCCCCCCCCCCCCCCCCCUCCACACCCCGAUGACACUAUAACCAGGCCUUAAGUUAUGUUAAAAAAAUGAUAAUGAAGACUAAAAAGUACAAAAUAAAACAAUUGAACAAUGUUCUCAUGCCAAGCCUUAGUCAAUAUGAUUGGAAGUACACCAGGAUGCAGUAGAUGAUGAGCAGUGUUUUUUGUGUGUGUCACUGUGUUCUUUAUGACAGUACCAACUCUGAAGUUUUGGGGGCCAUUUAUUUUAUAAUUUCUGUAAAUUUCUAGAAAACCUUGUAAAAAAAAAAUAUUUUUAAAAAUAUUGUUAUAAUUCAUUUUACGAUGUAGUUUUUAACUGGUUAAGUUAGCAACAUACAUUUUGCAUUUUAAUUUAUGACAAAUAUAUUCAUUUGAAUUUUGUAACUAUUCCAGUUAUGAAAAGCAAUGCUUGCUCUUGAUCAAAAUCUCUUGUUUAAUGAAUGGAUAUUAGAUGUAACAUUCUUCAUGAUGGAAACACAUCAUGGCUCAUAUCUCUUGGAUAAUUAAAUUCUUUAAACAACAUUGUUCCAUGGAAACAACUUCAAAAGUUACGUUUUAUUUGCUUUAAACUAUUUUUAAGGCUCUGCACAACUUUGUUUUUUUAUCCAUUAGGUGAUUAUCAAGGGCAAGACCGCAGAAGGUGUCCACGUCAUAAAAAAUGGCAGGAAGUUCAUAGUAAAUGCUAGAAAGGAAGUCAUUCUGUCUGCAGGAACUAUCGGUUCCUCGCAGAUUCUCAUGCUGUCAGGUGUAGGCCCCAAGAAACAUUUAGAAAAUCUAAAGGUGAACACUGUUUAAAUGUGUACAUAUUUAAUAAUUACAGUAGAUGUCAAAGCAAUUAACUUGGUUAUUUAUCCAUUAAUGAAAAAGAUAUCACCUAGAAAGAGCUUGAUAUAUAAAUCAUAAUUAAUGGUGAGGAAAUUUAACUGGUUUUUUAUUUUAAUUUUUGUAGGAGUGAUCGUUGCAUAUUAGGUAAUAGUUGUGGCAUUUGUUCUGCUGUUAUCGCCAGUUGUCACUUUAGCUAAUGAAACAAAGCUUUGGACCUUAACUUGUUAUAUAUCCACAAACUCCAUACAGUAAAAGAAAAAACCCCAAAACUGCUAUCCAAGUCUUUUUCCUCGGGUCACUGUGAAAAAUAGGGUUUUAAGAUGCUACUUAUUCAAGUCAGAUGAUAAGGAUUUGACUUCCUUAAUUUAAAUACAGGCAUCUGUGUUACUGUAGCUAACAUAAUUAACAAAGGAAUUUUCUCUCAUUAAAUCUAAAUUGUUCUUUUUGUCCAUUUUGUUUAUAAAAUUGCUGUUUUUUGUAAUUUAUUAAUUAGUGUAAAAAAAAAAACAACCAAAAUUUGACAGAUUGUACAUUUGACAAGAUAUUUUCAUUUAAAAGCUGUUAUUUAUUCAUUUAAGAAGGAAGCAAACAUGUCAGAAUGCGCUGCUAUGUCAUAUAAACGCCAGUCCGCGUCAUUUUGAAAUUAAGUGUUACUUACUGUCUACCUUUUUGCAGAUCCCUGUUGUUGCAGACCUGCCAGUCGGAGCCAACCUCCAGGACCAUGUGUUGUUUGAGUUGGCUGUCAAGAUCAAAGAGCCUCUCUCUGUCACAACAGCUGAGCUAACCUCAUUGUGGGGAUAUUUAAAAUACAAGCUUUUUGGCUCUGGUAAGUUAAAUUAUUUCUAAACUUGGUUUUCCAGCUCUAUUGAAUUGCUUCACCUUUUUAAAAUCCAUAAAUGCGUUUGCCUUCACUGGUAUACAACAGAUGUAUUUAAUCAUUGGGGAGGAUUUUUAUCUUAAAAAGACGUGGCAAUGUCCAUUUCAUCUAAUUAUUUAAAAUUUUGAACAAAUUAAUUAACAUUUUUAAAUACUUAUCAACAUACAUAAUUCUCUAUGUAACAUUGUCCGUCACUAACACUAAGGUUCAGUAGCACUAGAACACAAAAGAAAAUUCCUGAUAACUCCUCUAAAAGAGGUUCUUAAAAAUACAGCGAGUGCGUUUGGUGCGUAAUGUUUUCUUUUGUUUGGUGCGUAACGUUUUCUUUUGUUUGGUGCGUAAUGUUUUCUUUUGUUUGGUGCGUAAUGUUUUCUUUUGUUUGGUGCGUAAUGUUUUCUUUUGUUUGGUGCGUAAUGUUUUCUUUUGUUUGGUGCGUAAUGUUUUCUUUUGUUUUAUGAAAAUUGUCUCAAUUUAAAUAAGCUGUUAUAAAUCUGUGGUAUGUUGUUGAGGGUUGAGAUAUGUGAGAGUAUUAAUGUCGUUCAGGGGAAGUGGUGAACAGUGUCAUAUAACUAAUGUAGGUUGGAAAGUUCACGCAUUGCGGCCACAAUUGGUUUUUUUUUGUGGACCACAAAUAAUAUAAAACUUAACAAUUGCUGAAAGUAUAAUUUUUCAUUCUUUGUUAUCCACAAAGUUUCAAGUUUUCUCAUCUUUAUCACCCUGUGGCAUCGUUGGCCUUGGAUAUUUGGAUUUGUUUCAAUAGUUUUAAAAAGAAUCUUGCUUUUUAUCCAAACUCUACAAAGUGUAAUGUACUAUUUGAGUUUCAUUGUAACUGUGAAUGAUGUCUAAUGUACAAUUUGAUGUCUCAUUGUAACUGUGAAUGAAGUCUAAUGUACAAUUUGAUGUCUCAUUGUAACUGUGAAUGAAGUCUAAUGUACAAUUUGAUGUCUCAUUGUAACUGUGAAUGAAGUCUAAUGUACAAUUUGAUGUCUCAUUGUAACUGUGAAUGAAGUCUAAUGUACAAUUUGAUGUCUCAUUGUAACUGUGAAUGCACCCCAGCCUCUCGCAUUACAGUUUUUUAGCUUUAUUUUUAAUGAAGAAUCUGAACAGGUAGCAAUUUUUUUCAAGAAUUUCCUUCACUAUUUUUCCCAACAUGAACUAAAUUUUUGUAAAAAUUGUUAAAUUGUUUUUCCUAAUUUAUAAAAUGGAAUGUAACUACAAAUUUUGAAUACUUUUUACAUUAUCCAUAUUUGACAUGUUGUUAAUUUCCACAUUCCCUUUGAGCCCUUAAGGUGGGACUCUGUCAAAAACGUUUCUUACUGCUACAACAUAGCAAUCUUGUACCUAUUGAAUUGCAUGUUCUUAGGUUCAAAACUUUUGGCUGGGCACUGAUGUGCCAGUCAGUCAGUCAGUCAGGACACUUUCUUUGAAUUAGUAUAUAUAGAUUUAACAUCUCUUUAGGUCCUUUGACCAAUGCCGUGCUUGCUGAAAGUUUGGCCUUUAGAAGCACUACGAAAGAAAGUAAAGAACUUGCGUGGCCAGACUUGCAGAUUGUGUUUAUGAGCAUGUUACCUAGCAAUCGCCUCAGAGAGAUUUUCAAUUAUCUUGAGGAAGUAAGUUCCAUGUGACCCAUCAGCAGUAAGAAAUGCUACAAAUAUGGUAGGCCUGUUAUCAAUGAUAUGUUGCCAUUAAAAACUGAAAAAGUUAAUAAAAUAUUUCUUUUUAUUUAAAUAGUAAGUUAUGAGAUUGAAUUUAAAUAACAAUAUUUUAAAAAUAAAUCAAAGACAUUUAUUUUUUAAAUAAUGUAAUAGAUUACAUAUUUUAUUUAAGAUGUGUUUUUCUUGUGCUGUAUGUAAAUUUUCCCUAUCAGAAUAAUGAUAAACUGUGUUCCUAUAAUUUAUAAUGUAACAUAUAAUUUAAAUUGAUGUUAAAGUGAGGCUAUUGAUGUUCUCAGUAAUCUAUUUUAACAUACAUUUUGAUAAUAUUUAAUGGUAGUUCCAUACAGUUUACCAAACAUUUUAUUCACAAAUUUGCCAUGGUUAUCGGGUUCAACCUUAAUUUAUUGGCUCAUGAGUUACCCUCAGCCCAAGAUAUUCCAAGAUUGAUUCCAUGAUAUAGCAAUGGUUGAUUCCAUGAUAUAGCAAUGGUUGAUUCCAUGAUAUGCCAAUGGUUGAUUCCAUGAUAUAGCAAUGGUUGAUUCCAUGAUAUAUCAAUGGUUGAUUUCAUGAUAUUGCACUUAUGUUAGUCUUUUAUUAAGGAGAAUAAGAAAAUAUACAAACAUUCUUAUUUGAAUGAUUAUUUCUUGAUUUGUCAGAUAAAAGCUGAGAUGUCUGACAAUGUUAAUUCUGAUCAUGGAUUUGGAUGCUUACCUAUCCUGCUUCGGCCUGAGAGUAGAGGUGUCAUCACACUGCGAUCCAAUGACCCAUUUGAUUAUCCGGUGAUACGAGCCAAUUAUCUUGAUCGUCAGGAAGAUAUUGAAUUACUUAUCAGAGGUUUGUUAAUUCAACACCCCCCCCCCCCCCCCCCCCCCCCCCCCCCCACUGUCACCAAACUUGUACACACAAGCAGUUUUAGCCAUCUCUAUAAUGACAUGAUUGGUUUUGAAUCCAACACUGCAGUCAUUUCUGUUAAUAUUAUUUUUCAUUAUAAAAUAGAUGGAUCUUUCACAGGUGAGUCUAUUUAAUGACUUCUCACACAUUGUCUGAAGCAAAGGCAUUGUUAUGGAAAGUUUGUACAGCUUUUCUUAAAAAUAUAACUUACAAUUAAAAAUCUUGAUAAUAGCAUGUUAUUAAUUUUUUUUUUAAUUUAUGCAAUUACCAUAAUUUUAACAGCUUUUCCAUAUUAUAAUCCAAUCAGUUAGGAACUACCCAAAUUGAUUGACUAUGCCUAAAUAGUUUAAAAAAAUAUAUAUUUCAUUGAACUCUUGCAGCCAAAUAGAAUAAGUAAUAAAAAAAAAAAAAUCAACUUUGAUAUUGAACUCAAAUGUUAUAAAAAUUGCAACAAAUAAAUGGAUUAAUCUAAAUAAAGGAAAUUCUACACUGACAGAAAUUUUGACAAAAAAUUUUUAAAUCCUGGUUUAUUUUAUUACAGCGCACUUUUGAAUGCAUAGAAAAUGUAUGUUUUCAAUAAGCAAGCUAAAACCAUGCAUAAAAUCAUAAACAUGAUAUGCAGAUCUGAAAAUGAUUAAAAUAGAAACAAAAGAGGAGAACAUCAUUUCACCUGGCAUGCAUAAUAUACUUGUAUGAAAGGUUGUACUAGCCAAGCUUAUUGGAAUACUUACAAUGCCUUCCCUGUACAAACAUUUUUUGUUGCAAAAACGUUAUUUUUGUUGCAUGAAUCUUAUGUGAAUUUGGCUUUGAUCAGAAGAAAACCUUUUAAUAAAGUAUUAACUAAAUUUUUUUAAUAUCUUACCAGGGAUAAAUGAGUGCAAGAAGAUAGUCAGCUCAAAGGCAAUGAGUGAAAUAGGAGCAGAGUUUGCUGAAAAAACUGCCCCGGGUCCUUGUUCAGAACACAGGUAUGACUCCCAUGAGCAUUGGCAGUGCUUGCUAAAACUGAGGCCGGUGACUGUAUAUCACCCUGUCGGCACAUGCAAAAUGGGUCCUCUCGGAGACUCAACAGCUGUUGUUGGACCCGACUUAAAGUAAGUGGAUCUUGUAUGAAUGGCUGCCUUAGUGUCAGAAUGAUGGCAACAGAAAUAGAAAGUUUGCUGGCAUUCUUCUUAGAUUAAUUAGAGACAAAAAAUUUGUGGAAUUAAAACAAUAUAUGUUCAGCUUGAAUGAUGAUUAUACAAAAUACCAAGGUAGACAUUUUGGCAAAUGCCUUUAUCAGUACCGGUACAAAAAAACAUUCAUAUAAAUAUAAAUUUAAUAUUAUGUAAAUUUAAUUUUUAUGUAUGUGAAUGUUUUUUUGUUUUGUUGAACAUAUAGUUUUUUAUGUUCACACAUUGUUUGUCUUUAAUUAAUCUACGUUAAAGCUUUAUCGCAGCCCAACACUCUUAUAAUUUGGAAUUCUUCUUGUUUUAUUUGUAACUUUUUACAAUUCAACUUAUUUGUGAUGUUCGGAAGACAUAUUGAUGACUUUAAAGAAUGAAAAACUAAAAAAAAAAGGAGAUUUAAAAAACAAAACUUAAAGUUACAUGGACCAGGAAUUUAACCAGAUCUUUAAUGCAUGACAGCAGAGUGUUGAACCUAAUACCCCAACCACUUGCCCUUUGUUUAAUUAAUUAGUCUAUAAAUAAAUAUGGCAUUAAAAAAAAAAAAAUUAUGUCAAAAGGGAAACCACUAAUAAUUUAAAAAUUAAGUAUGGAUUGUUUCAUCCCUUAACAUUGUUAUAAUUAUAUGGAUAAAUUAUUUAUUCAUUCAGGCUUUAAAAAAAACAAAAUGGCCCAUUACUUAAUUUUACAUUUACAUUUUCUGUAAUCAUAGCUUUAUGCAUAAUAUACUAGAAAGUAUUGAAAAUAAGAGCUUAAAAUGCCAAGCUCUGCUCUUAUCACAAAUUGAAUGUUAAAUUAUUUGAAAGGGGAUGGAGAGUGAAUUCUUGCAAUCAUAAAAUAUUUCACUUAGACAGUUUUUUAAAAAUAUCACUCAAUAUCCCUCAUUGAUUUUAUUUAAACAAAAAUAAUAAUGUGAAUGGGUUUGGGUUCCUUUUAACCCAUAUUGAAUUUUUAAAUUAAUAAUUUUGUGGCUUCGAAGAAAUAAGAAUUUACUCUGAGAGGCCGAUAUUUUAUGUAAGGAGACAAAUGAAAAAUAUGAGCAUUUUUUAAAAUGUAUAUUCUCUGCAGAGUCCAAGGAAUAAAUGGAUUACGUGUGGUGGAUGCCUCCAUUAUGCCAUGGAUUGUAUCCGGAAAUACAAAUGCUGCAACAAUCAUGAUUGCAGAGAAAGCAUCCGACAUGAUUGCUGGCAAACCGAUGUUAGAACCACUUACCUUAUAGAUGUCUUGAUUUAAACUCUGAUUUUCAUCACUGCCAUGUAGUUUAGAUAGUGUCAUUUUCAAAUUUGACCGAAGUAUUAGUCUGGCGGCUCUUAAAGUGGUUUUAGUGGGAAAUAAUUGCACAAGGCUUUUUUUUUUAUGUGUUAGUGUCUAGAAAAAAAAAUUAACCAAAAACAAAUCACAAGAAAAGAAAAGCUUUAGAAAAAAGCUUUAAACUUAUGUUUAAUAGAAUUAGAUUGUGUUUGUUUCCUCAAUUUUUGUGGAUGAGUAUGGAUCAUCAUUACAAUGCAUGAACUACUGUAUAAGAGCCAAUUUAACCUAAAACCCAUUUACUUACUUAUUGUAUGUAGGUACUUGAAAUAUUCAAUUGUUAUAAGUUAAUCAGGUAUAUAUUCUUUAAGUUGAUGAUAGUACUACGCAAUAUCAGCUGUUGUAAGCAUAUUUAUAUUAUAGUUAAAGCUAGAGUUAAACCAAUGAACAAUUAUAUGUUUUCCCCAUUUAUUUGAUCUAAUGGACAUAAAUUAGUUAGUUCUUGGCACAUUGUGUAGAUAAUUGGGAAACAAAUAUUUCCAACUCUCUGCUGCCAAUUCUCCAGCUUACGCAAGGCUGUGCCCAACGUCUGGGGGGUCCUUUUUUAAUGCCUCCCUCCAAGUCUUCCAGGGCUUUCCUUGCUUUGUCUUUCUUCUGGUUGGCAUCCAGCAAUAUAGCCAUUUGAUUUCCUGCUGUGUGGAAAGUGAAUUCUACAAACACCAACUACUUAAAAUAUAAUGCCCCUUGCUUCAGAUGUCAUAUUUGGCAACGUUGUGAUACAGACAUAGAAAACUCUAUUUGUUACAUAUUGUUUUAUGUAUAACUUUUUGUUUUACAGAAUAGAGGCUGUUUAGAUUUUGAUAUGAAUUUAUUAAUUAUUAUUAUUAUUAUAAAUGGUUAAUUUAGACUGUUACUUUCUGCCACUUUUGGCAAUGUAAUCUACACCAGUUGUAUGUAUCGCACUUCUUGUAUUCAAUGUGUUCAACAUUUUCAUUGUAACUUAUAAUCUGCAUUUAUAUCUAGAAUGUCUUUCAAAAACUCUUAAAUUUAAGCUUGAGAAAUGAUCUCAACUCUUUUACUUUUUAAGCUUUAUGUGUUUUGAGUGUUCACCAUCUAUCAAUAUCAUCAUUAUAAUGUCUAGUUUAUUCACCAAUAAAAGCUUCCUUUGAAGCUAAACCCUCCAUACUUUUAUAUUAAAAAUCUUGAAUGAAAUUUCAACAAGUUUUCUAUUGAUAUAACACUAAGGGUGUUAAGUUCAGGAUCUCUUCUUAUGAAUUUCUAGCUAAUAAAUUUUUAAAAAAAUAAAUAAAUGUUUAAUGCUGAAACUUAAUUUAAACCAAAGACUGUAAGAAUUACGUGACAAUAUUGGACUGAUGGCAUAUAUAUAUUUAAUAUCUGUUUUGGUACAACUCAUAAAAUGAAACAGCUGCUAGAUUUUCAAUUCUUAAAAAACGUUUGUUUAUGACUAAUGCUAAUACUAAUACACUUUCUCAGGUCUUCAAAAAUGUCAAAAUUCAGUCUGUUUAAAAUACAUCAAUACAUGCAAUUCUAUUUGAAUUUAAGCAUCUUUACUUGAAAAAAAAACUUCAAAUGCCAUUUGAUUAAACCAAGUUUGCUCUAUAAGGUCUAAAUCAUCAACACAGUGGAGAUGUCAUUGUUUAUCUGGUGAUGAUGAUUAUAUUUAACUAAAACACAUACUGCAUAAUUCCAGGUUUAAUCAUAGACCAAUAAAAGUGUCUUAGAAAAGUAAGUCUGAGGGGAUAGAACAUUUUUACACAAAAAUAUUAACAAGUUAUCCCUACUUAGACAUCCUCCUCAGAGAUCCAGAUCUUGCCUUUUACCUCAAUGUUUUCUUGAUGCAUAUUUUGUCUUGCUGAGUAACUACAUUUUAAUAUAUUAUCCGAUUCUGAUGCCUAUGAAUGCUUUGCAACAUGAGAAUAGAUUUAAAAAGUCUUUUACA
Messenger RNA from Lymnaea stagnalis (great pond snail), 14871 nucleotides. NCBI's taxonomy places the organism in Eukaryota, Metazoa, Mollusca, Gastropoda, Lymnaeidae. The record is from the annotation of a GenBank genome assembly.